AAGACCACGAAACCCAUUAAUACUAAACAAUGGUUCUUCUACCAAUAGAAGCAAUGCUAUAUUUUACCAAUGAAAAGCGAAUAUCUCGGACCCAAAAUUAUAUUUUGUCAGAACAUAUUAAGAAAUGAAUUUCAUUUACGUGUCUACAAAUUAUUUGUUUACCAUUCAUUUCCAUAACCAUAUUUAUACAAUUUUAUAUGCUUCCUCUCCCAUUUCUUUUGGCCAACCAAUCAAUCAAAGUCUUCAUUUGAUUUUCCUUUUCUUUCUUUCUUUUCUUUAUUCUUUGGUUUUGCAUUUUCCUGCUCCUAUGGUGUGUUUGAAUCGGUGAAUGAAGAAGAAACAUUUACAUUUUGAGUGAUAGUGAGAUAAAAGAAGAUAUCAUGUUUGGCGACAAAAACAAAAACAAAAGCAAAAGCAAAAGCAAAAAUAACAACGAUGGCAAUAUUCCUCGACCUGAGUUCAUGCAAUCAGAACCCCGAUUUUCCACCACGGAAGCCUAUACCGAUGAUGACUACGCCAUGCGUAGCAGCAGUGCGGCAUCCCCCAUGAGCCCUUACAACUAUGACCCCGGCAGGUUAAGUGGUGAGGGCUCACCAAUGAUGAUGUCGCCAUGGAAUCAAACAACAAAUUCUCCAUUCUCAAAGCCACAAUGGUCACAACACGAAGAAGCACCCUCACAGAAUUCUCUAAUCGGUUCACUUGUUCGUGAAGAAGGUCACAUAUAUUCAUUGGCAGCUUCCGGUGACUUAUUAUACACUGGCUCAGAUAGCAAGAACAUUCGCGUGUGGAAGAAUCUCCAAGAAUAUUGCGGAUUCAAAUCCAACAGUGGAUUGGUAAAAGCAAUAAUAAUCUCCGGUCAAAAAAUCUUCACCGGUCACCAAGACGGUAAAAUCAGAGUUUGGAAAGUUUCUCUCAAGAACCCUAGCAUUCACAAACGUGCUGGAACAUUACCAACACUCAAGGAUAUUUUCAAAAGCUCGAUUAAACCAAGCAAUUAUGUUGAGGUUCGUAAACACCGAACUGCAUUAUGGAUCAAACAUUCUGAUGCUGUUUCAUGUCUCAGUCUUUCUUCAGACAAAACCUACCUCUACUCAGCUUCAUGGGACAGAACAAUCAAAGUUUGGAGAAUCUCCGAUUCCAAGUGCUUGGAAUCAAUUACUUGCCAUGAAGACGCUGUUAACUCCGUUGUCUGUGCAAACGACGGAAUUGUUUUCUCUGGUUCCGCGGAUGGAACCGUUCAAGUGUGGCGUAGGGAAGCACGUGGGAAAGGAACGAAGCACGUGCAGGUUAAACAACUUUUAAAACAAGAAUGCGCGGUAACUGCUUUAGCAGUUGAUCCCACAGGAACAAUGGUGUAUUGUGGUGCUUCUGAUGGGUUAGUUAAUUUUUGGGAAUGCAAUAAGCAGUUUGCACACGGUGGGAACCUUAAAGGUCAUAAACUUGCGGUUUUGUGUUUAUCUUCUGCAGGGAAUUUGGUAUUUAGUGGUUCAGCUGAUAAAACUAUAUGUGUGUGGAAAAGAGAUGGUGUUAUUCACACCUGUGUGUCUGUUUUAACGGGACAUGAUGGUCCCGUUAAGUGUUUAGCGGUGGAACAGGAUCGUGACUCUGAUGCUAGAGGUGAUCAACGAUGGGUAUUGUACAGUGGGAGUUUGGAUAAAUCGGUUAAGGUUUGGAGUGUUUCCGAGAGUCUGCAGCAGCAGGUACGUAUGGGUUUUGAUGGGGAUUCAUUACCUUCUGAAUCUGAUAGCAGUUUUUCUUCGAGUCGCACUGGUGGUACUAGGAGGAAUUAAUUAUUUGGGCUUGUUUGGCCUAUUAUGAUGAUACUACUACCACGUCUCUCUCCGGGAUGAUUGUGUUGUUGUUUCUCUUUCUAAUACGUAUGUAUGUAUGUAUGUAUAAUAAUUUUUUGUUUGUUAAUUAAUUGACUUUGAUUGAUGGUUUUUGUAAAGCUGGGACAGGCAAUUUGGAAGAAGAUGAUGAUCUUUAUUUAUGUAAUGUAAUGUAAUAUAAUUUGUGUAAUAA
This is a messenger RNA of Trifolium pratense (red clover), 2022 nucleotides long. Its product is annotated as protein JINGUBANG-like. The coding region runs from base 381 to 1790 and encodes 469 amino acids. The record is from RefSeq and is a predicted model, not a curated record. The transcript has 2 exons. Gene Ontology annotation, molecular function: protein binding. Lineage: Eukaryota; Viridiplantae; Streptophyta; Magnoliopsida; Fabales; Fabaceae.